This is a messenger RNA of [Candida] anglica, 1488 nucleotides long. The record is from the annotation of a GenBank genome assembly. Lineage: Eukaryota; Fungi; Ascomycota; Pichiomycetes; Serinales; Debaryomycetaceae.
AAUUGACUGAAAAACUAACAUGACUUCGAUUUCUGAAUUAGAUGAGCAAUAUGUCACUCAUCAAGACUUGUUUGAAGUGCCAACCCUUGGCUCCUUGGGGUUAGAAUCGAAAAAUCUGGAGGAAAAAUCUGUGUAUUUAUGUGGGAACUCACUUGGACUCAUGCCCAAGGCCACAAAAAAGGCCAUUAACGAUGAAUUACAAGCUUGGGCUGAUAGGGCUGUGGAAUCCCAUUUCAGACACCCGGGUGCUGCAGACGGUCUUACCUCGUGGAUGGAUAUAGACCUUCCUGUGCUUCCACUUUUGGCACCUAUAGUUGGAGCCAAAGAAACUGAAGUUGCAUUAACUGGAUCAUUAACUGCAAACUUAAAUUCUUUACUUAUUAGUUUUUAUAAGCCAACUGAGAAAAAAUAUAAAAUAUUGUUUGAAAAGCAUGCUUUCCCUUCUGAUUAUUAUGCAUUUCUUAACUUGGUUAAGCUUCGAGGAUACGAUGAAUCUGCAUUGAUUCAAAUUGAAGUUAAACCUGGUCAAACAUAUCUUCAAACUCAAGAUAUUUUGAAUACAAUUCUGCAACAUAAGGACGAAUUGGCACUUGUAUGUCUACCAGGAAUUCAAUAUUAUACUGGACAAUUGUUUGAUAUUGCAAAAAUUACAAAGCAUGGCCAAAGUUUAGGUAUUACUGUUGGAUGGGAUUUAGCACAUGCAGUGGGGAAUGUACCUUUAAAACUCCAUGAUUGGAACGUUGAUUUUGCCGUAUGGUGUUCUUAUAAAUACUUGAAUUCAGGACCUGGUGCCAUGGCGGGUCUUUUUGUUCAUGAAAAAUAUACCAAGGAUAACUCAAAAUCAAAUUUUCCCGCUAGACUUGCUGGAUGGUGGGGUACUAAAGCUGAUGAAAGAUUUAAAAUGCUUGAGGAAUUUGAUCCUAUACAGUCUGCAUUAUCAUACAGACAAUCGAAUCCAAGUGUAAUAGAUGUGGUAAGUGUUAAGGCUUCGUUAGAACUAUUUGCAAAAGUUGGAGGUGUAGAUAAACUUCGGGAAAAGAGUUUGAAACUUACUCAAUUCUUACAAGAUAGUCUUACAAGUUCAAAGUAUUACAUUCCUCAAGACAGUGAUGAAGAAAGACUUGGGUUUCAAAUUCUUACCCCGCUUAAUCCUGAAGAACGUGGUUGUCAAUUAUCAUUACUUUUCAAGCCACAUCAUGAAGAAGCAAAGGAUAAUAUAAUGGAAAAGGUUAUUGAAUAUUUACGUGACCAUGGGGUUAUUUGUGAUGAAAGAAGACCAGAUGUUAUUAGAGUUGCACCACUCCCAUUGUAUAAUACUUUUGAAGAAACAGAUCGGGCAGUCAAGAUAAUUUUAGAAGCAUUACAAAAGAUUGAAAAAGGAUCUUUGUGAUAUAAUUAGAAGUAACAUACCUUAAUAUGAUGAAUAUGAUAUACUAUGUACAACUUUUGGGGGAGAUAUUUUCUAUUUUCAUAAAAAAAUGUAUUCUA